AUGAAAAACAACAGGAAGGAAGAUUCCUCGAAACAGAUGGCCGAGGGCGGCGAGAUAGAUCCAAAUGGCGAAAACAUAACCAAUAGCAGUAAUGCCGAGAGUAGUGGAAGUGGGAUCUUGAAAAAUGUGUCGAGGAAUCUCGGUGUGGGAUCAAUAAUCAGAUCGAUUAAAAAAAGCGGCAAUCUCGGGCUCCAUAACACAAGAAAGAGCGGAAACUUGGGGCCCACGCUACCUGUUGCCUCAGAAAAGAAACAAGGCCCGCAAAGAGUUGAGAGGACCACGUCUAGUGCGGCUAGGGGAUUACAGAGUCUCCGGUUCCUUGAUCGGACCGUCACCGGUCGGGAACGUGACUCAUGGAGAUCUAUCGAGAACCGUUUCAAUCAGUUCGCCGUUGAUGGAAAGCUUCCCAAGGAAAAAUUUGGCAUUUGCAUCGGAAUGGGAGAUACAUUGGAGUUUGCGGGAGAAGUAUACGAAGCAUUGAGUAGGAGAAGACGAAUAAACACCGAAAAUGGGAUCGAUAAAGAACAACUGAAGCUGUUUUGGGAAGAUAUGAUCAAGAAAGAUUUAGAUUGCCGCCUCCAGAUCUUCUUUGAUAUGUGUGACAAGGACGGAGAUGGGAAGCUAACAGAAGAAGAGGUGAAAGAGGUCAUGGUCUUGAGUGCAUCGGCUAACCGACUCGCCAAUCUCAAGAAGAACGCUGCGUCUUAUGCUUCUUUGAUCAUGGAAGAACUCGACCCUGAUCAUCAUGGUUACAUUGAGAUGUGGCAACUGGAGGUGCUAUUAACAGGAAUGGUAGCAAACCCUGCAGACACCAAAAAGAUGGCGAGAAAAUCUGAAACUCUAACGAGAGCCAUGAUCCCUGAACGUUACAGAACGCCAACAAGCAAGUACAUUUCAGUAACCGCUGAGCUAAUGCUCGAGCACUGGAAGAAGAUUUGGGUCGUUAUAUUGUGGCUCGUUGUCAAUGCCUGCCUCUUCACUUGGAAAUACACCGAGUUCACAACGAACCCUCUUUAUAACAUUGCGGGGCGUUGCGUUUCCGUCGCUAAAGGAACCGCCGAAAUGCUCAAAUUCAACAUGGCCUUGGUCUUGGUCCCCGUUUUACGAAGAACCCUAACGUUCCUCAGAUCUACUUUCUUGAGCCACGUGAUUCCAUUCGACGAUAAUAUCAACUUUCACAAGUUGAUAGCCGUGGCGAUCGCAGUCUCUUCCUUGCUGCACACGGCACUACACUUGCUAUGCAACUACCCUAGGCUAAGCACGUGUCCUUAUGACUUGUACACUAAGUACGGGGGACACCUCUUGGGGCACAAGCAACCCACCUAUUUAGGUCUAAUGUUAACCUCAGUUACGGUUACUGGACUUUUGAUGAUAGUCUUCAUGUGUAUCUCAUUCACGCUCGCCAUGCAUUACUUCAGAAGGAACAUAGUGAAAUUGCCUAAGCCGUUUAACGUUCUUGCUGGAUUUAAUUCAUUUUGGUAUGCUCAUCAUUUGCUGGUUGUUGUCUACGUUCUUCUCAUCAUCCAUGGUUACAUUCUUAUCAUUGAGAAACCCUGGUACCAAAAGACGACAUGGAUGUACGUGGCCGUACCAAUGGCGUUUUACGCGAGCGAAAGGCUUUUCUCGCGACUUCAAGAACACAACCACCGUGUCCACAUUAUCAAGGCUAUCGUGUAUUCAGGCAAUGUUCUUGCACUCUAUAUGACAAAACCUCAAGGGUUCAAGUACAAAAGUGGCAUGUACAUGUUUGUCAAGUGCCCCGACAUCUCCAAAUUCGAAUGGCAUCCAUUCUCCGUCACUUCUGCACCCGGAGAUGAAUAUUUGAGCGUUCAUAUAAGAGCAUUGGGAGAUUGGACAAGUGAACUUAGAAACAGAUUUGCAGAGACAUGCGAACCACCUCAAGCAUCGAAACCUAGUCCAAAUAAUCUUGUUAGGAUGGAAACAAGAGCAAGAGGUGAAAAUCCUCACAUUGAAGCAUCGCAAAUCUUAUUUCCACAAAUUUUCAUCAAAGGACCAUAUGGUGCUCCGGCACAAAAUUACGAGAAAUUCGAUAUACUUUUGUUGAUCGGGCUAGGGAUUGGUGCAACCCCUUUCAUAAGUAUCCUAAAAGACAUGUUGAAUAAUCUCAAACCUGGUACUCCAAAAACCGCGCAAAGGGGCGAUGGAAGUGUAGGAGGUGAGAGCUUAGGAGGAUCUAGUGUAAAUGGGGGUAGGAAGUUUCCACAAAGAGCAUAUUUUUAUUGGGUGACAAGAGAACAAGCUUCUUUCGAAUGGUUCAAAGGAGUUAUGGAUGAUAUCGCAGUGUAUGACAAAAACAAUGUGAUCGAAAUGCAUAACUACUUAACAAGUAUGUACGAAGCAGGAGAUGCAAGAUCGGCUCUAAUCGCCAUGGUCCAAAAACUUCAACAUGCCAAAAACGGUGUUGACAUAGUUUCUGAGAGCCGAAUACGAACACAUUUUGCAAGACCUAACUGGAGGAAGGUUUUUUCUGAAUUGUCAAGCAAGCACGAAGCUUCUCGCAUAGGUGUGUUCUACUGUGGAAGUCCAGCUCUUGUCCGACCACUGAAUUCACUUUGUCAAGAGUUUAGUCUCGAGUCGUCCACUCGCUUUACUUUCCACAAAGAGAAUUUUUGA
Molecule: messenger RNA, 2634 nt
Organism: Eruca vesicaria subsp. sativa (arugula)
Lineage: Eukaryota; Viridiplantae; Streptophyta; Magnoliopsida; Brassicales; Brassicaceae
Source: the annotation of a GenBank genome assembly